This is a messenger RNA of Thamnophis elegans (Western terrestrial garter snake), 6384 nucleotides long. It is a transcript of the gene ARHGEF28, whose product is annotated as Rho guanine nucleotide exchange factor 28. Bases 78 to 5117 code for a protein of 1679 amino acids. Gene Ontology annotation, biological process: cell morphogenesis; regulation of Rho protein signal transduction. Gene Ontology annotation, molecular function: guanyl-nucleotide exchange factor activity. The transcript has 36 exons. Lineage: Eukaryota; Metazoa; Chordata; Lepidosauria; Squamata; Natricidae. The record is from RefSeq and is a predicted model, not a curated record.
CGCGCGCUACUUGCUUUUGCGGGGCUGGCGAAGCGCUGCGGCCCCGGCUCCGCACCGGGCGGGGGGAGCGCUUCGAAAUGACAGAUGCUGCAAUGAUGGAAUUGAGCUGCACUGAAGCACCUCUUUAUGGGCAAACCAUUAUAUAUGGAAAGUUUGACAACAUUCUUCCAGAAGAGGCUGAAUUUUACUUUGUUUACAAAGGAUCAAUACAGAAACAUGUAGUCUUUGCCAAGCAAGUUACUGAAAACACUCUUGAAUCUAUAAUUCCAGCUCAUAGAGAACAAGAAGAUGUUUCUGUCUUUGCGGUUAUGUAUGGAAAGGAAAGUGAAUUUGUGAUUCUGGGCUCCUCGUUUCUUACCUUCAAACAUGACAUUGCUUGUGAAUUAGCAUGCUUCUUGGUGAGUCAGGCCAACUGUCUCAUUCCCUCCAGUCAUCACACCCUUCUCAGUCAGUUUGAUUUAAUCGAGAGAGAUUUGCAGUCAAUGGAUCAUGACAUUAUGCUAGCAAUGGCCUGUGAAGAGAUUCCAUCUUCCUGGAACAUUGUUGGGAAUAGUGCAGAAAAUGAAUCUAAAUGCAAAGAAACACUUCUCCAUCUUGCAAUGAGAUUGGGUCUAGUUCAACUUUCACAGUUCCUGUUAUGCCAACCGGGUGGAAAAGUUGCAAUCACUUUACUUAAUGAAGAAGGAUUGACACCAUUGGACUUGGCUUUACAGAAUGGACAUUUCAGUCUUGUUGAAAUGUUUUCCAAGAACCAGACCAUCCAUCCUUUUGAGAUUUCUAAAGUGGAGGUUGGUGAAAAUGCUGUCCUUCAGUUUUCUUAUUUGUCAAGGACUUUAUUGCUGACGUUUAAUAACACAACAGACCAUUCGUUAGAAUCUGAUGUACAGCUCUUUAGAAAAUACUUCUGGGACAGAAUUUUUACACAAAAGAAUCUUACUCCAAACCAAGCUGAGACAUUGGAAGGAAUGCAGAUGCCUUGCAACUCUAUAACAUCUAAAGAAGAUCUUAUAGAUGUUGCAUCUGAGGAGCCACCUCUUAAAAAUGAAGAUUUAACGUUUCACCAAGAACGUAUAAUUCAUCCACAGGAAAAUGAAGAUGAGAAUGUAUUGGAUUUAGCUCAGCAAUAUUCCCCAUUUGAAGCUUACAGGAGAAGACCAAAUCCUUCCACCUUCUUUGCUGCAGCCAAACUUUCUGCUAUGCUAAAUGGAAAUGAUGAAGUGUAUGCAAACCGCAUGGUAGUAGAUCAGUUGGAAGAUGCUGGUGUCAAGUACAUUAAUAACAGCCAGAGUACUUCUGAAACUAACACAGAUUCAAGUAAAGAUCCAGAAGUGUUGGAAAAUAUCCCAAGCCACAAAAAUCUAUCAUCACUUAUGAUACCUAGCUUGGACACCUCAGGUCCUUACAUGCCAUUAAAGAAGACACAUGGUCUUAGUAAUCUACGGAAUCAUCGUUAUCCCUUUAUUAAAAAACGAAGUUCCAGUCUUGAUGACUUGGAUGUUGACAAUGGAGAUGAAAGAUCCCAUAACUGCUAUUCUUCAGUAUCCUACAAUUCUUCUGUGAUUUUGCCUAGUGAUAGGGAAAGGUUAAAUGCUUCAGAUCCCACCACUAGAUUGGAUGGCAACAUGAACAGAGCUGAAUCUCUUCCUUUAUCCAGCAGUUUACAGUCGAAGGAAUCUCUACUUUCGGGAAUUCGUUCUCGUUCAUAUUCUUACACUUCACCCAAAGUCUUAUUAGGCAAACCACAAUGUGCCCAGGAAUUUAUUCGAUGUGAUUCAAAUGAUGAAUCACACGCAUUCAGCUUGCAUGAACAGUCAGAUAAAAGGAUUCAAGAAGAAGAAUGGGAUAAGUACAUAAUACCAACAAAAUCAGAAUCUGAAAAAUAUAAAGUUAGCCGAACGUUCAGUUUUCUAAUGAACAGAAUGGCCAGUACACGAAAUAAAUCUAAGGCAAAAAACAAAGAUGCCAAAGAAAAAGAGAAAGCUAACAGACAUCACUUUGUUUCUGGAUCGUAUGCUGGAGUAAUGCCGUGUUUCACAUGUGAGAAACCACUUUUGGGGAAAGAAGCAUUACAGUGUUCUUAUUGCAAUGCAAUUGUGCAUAAAAGUUGUAAGGACUGUGCUCCUGCUUGUACAAAAAAAUUGCAAGAUAGAAGUUAUGUUAAGAACAAGAUACAAACUGUCCAGACAAAUCUGUCAUUCAGAGAUAGUCCACAGCCAGCAUUCUUGGCAACUCUCCCUUCUACCACAAUUCCCAUUGGAGUCUCCCUAAUGAAAAAGGAAGCAUUACAGCAGCAACACUCCUUAUCCAGAAGCGUUCCGAGUACCACUUCUGAAAGAAAGAGUAUGUCCUCAAUGGAGCCAGAUACUAAUAGCAGCAGUUGGAGAUCUAGGUCACACUCUGAAGAGCUGCUGCAAACAUUAGGGUCUACUUCGUCUGUUGACUCUUUCAUAAUUGAAGAUGAUGUUGAUGCCUCUUUAUGGAAUGACCUCAGCACUGAUACAUUGGAAUUUGAGGCAGAAUCUUGGAGUCUGGUUGUGGAGCCUUGGUUUUGUAACCAACAAGAAAAGGAUGUUAUCAAGCGACAAGAUGUAAUCUUUGAACUAAUGCAGACAGAAGUGCACCACAUCCAUACUUUGUUCAUCAUGUCCAAAAUAUUCAGAAAAGGGAUGAAAGAAGAACUACAACUGGACCACAGCACAGUGGACAAAAUAUUCCCUUGUUUAGAUGAGCUGCUGGAACUUCACCAGCAGUUCUUCUGUAGGAUGAAGGAAAGGCGACAGCUCUCAAGUCAGGAGGGAAGUGACAGAAAUUUUGUUAUCAGCAAAAUUGGAGAUGUCCUUGUGCAGCAGUUUUCUGAAGAGAAUGCAAGAAAAAUGAAGGCAACCUACGGGGAGUUUUGCAGUCACCAGAAAGAAGCAGUUAGCCUUUUUAAAGAAUUGCAGCAAAACAAAAAAUUCCAGAACUUCAUCAAACUGCGGAACAGUAAUCUUUUGGCCCGGCGUCGAGGAAUCCCAGAAUGCAUUUUGCUAGUCACUCAAAGAAUCACAAAGUACCCAGUUUUGGUAGAAAGAAUAUUACAGUAUACCAAAGAAGGAACAGAAGAACACCAAGAUUUGUGUAGAGCCCUUAACCUUAUCAAGGAUAUGAUCGUAGCAGUUGAUUUGCAAGUCAGUGAAUAUGAAAAGAAACAGAAGUUACUGGAGAUUCUCAGUAAAGUUGAGAACAAAACAUAUACCAAACUGAAAAAUGGACAUGUUUUCAGGAAACAAGAUUUGAUCAAGAAAGAGAGGACGCUUUUGUACGAAGGCUUAGUUUAUUGGAAGACAGCUACAGGACGCUUCAAAGAUAUUUUAGCUCUGCUUCUAAAUGAUGUGAUGUUGUUUUUACAAGAAAAAGAUCAGAAAUAUGUAUUUGCAGCUGUUGACCAGAAGCCUGCUGUUAUAGCUCUACAGAAACUUAUUGUCAGAGAGGUAGCCAAUGAAGAGAGAGGGAUGUUCUUGAUCAGUGCAUCCUCCACAGGACCUGAGAUGUAUGAAAUUCAUACUAGUUCCAAAGAGGAACGCAGUCAAUGGAUGAGGCAAAUUCAAGAAGCAGUAGAAAGUUGUCCGGAAGAAGAAGGCAAAAUAGGCGAUUCUGAUGAGGACCGAAAAAUAACUGAAGCCAGAGCAGCCAAAAUUCAAAAAUGUCAAGUACUCUUGAAUAAUCAAGAUCAGCAGAUCUGUAACUACUUAGAAGAGAAGCUUAAUAUCUAUGCAAAGCUUGGAAAUAUGAGUGGUUUUGAAGAAGUUCAUGCAGAACCGCAUCUACUUAUUAAACCCGACUCUGGAGAAACUCCUCAAGUGGCCUCCCUUCUGGCGGCAGCUCUCAAAGAAGCUGAAAACCUUCAUGCAACAGUAGCAUUAUUGAAAACGAAAGACGCAAACCACUCAAAAGAAGAGAGUGUUGGUGACUCAUGUUUGACAAAUCUUAGUGAAACUGAAGUCUGUGAACCUUUCACUGAUUGUACAGAACUACACAAGGUAGAGAAUGAAACUUGUAACUCUGACCUGCACGAUGAAAAUAAUGUAGCAGAAAUGGAUAUUCUAGACCAGGAAGAAAAUGCCAGCUUUUCUGCUUCUGCACAAACUGAGGUUGUGCAGACUAUCCAGAAUUUAACACGGCUCUUAUACAGCAUUCAGGCAGCCUUGACUAUCCAGGACACUCACAUUGAGAUCAAUAAGCUGCUUCUGCAGGAACAUGAAAGAUCCAGCUUGAGCCACAGCCCACGGAGCACUUUCUUUCCCGAACAAGAAAAACAGAGAAACUUAAAAGAAGAAUUCGCAAAUAUUCCUAAACUCAAGCAGCAAUUUCAGCAAGAGCAGCAACGAUGGCACCGUGAGUGUGAGCAGCAGCAACAGGCGCACGAGACAAGAGAUAGCCAGUUGCUGGAGAAGGAGAAAGAGUGCUGUAGCCAAGAAGAGUUGCUUUGCAAAAACCGUGAAGAGCUCGAUGGCCAGUUUCAAGAUUACCAACAGAACCUCGAGAGACUCCAAGAGAGUCAGAGGAUGGUGGAGAAGGAACGGGAAACUGUCAGGUUGCAGCAAAGCCUUCUACACCACUGGAAACACAACCAUCCAAGCAAUCUGCCAGCAAUCAUCUCAUCGGGAAACAACGAGAUAAUGGGACCUCUUCAUUUGGACAGUUUUUGUGGUGAGAAUUCAGCCAUCAUAAAAGAAACCCUAGUACAGAUGUCAUUAAACCACCUCAACAGAUCAAAUUCUCUAGCAUGCCAAGACUGUGGGAAUAGUGUAAAUUUAACAGAUUCAGAGUUACCAAGGAGAACUGAAAAUCAGGCCAACUUCAACAUGGAUAUUUCUUGUCAGCAAACAUUCACUGCUGAUCUGUCAAAAUCAACAGGAUCCCGGCAUCAUCCUUCUUCCAACGCAAAUCAAUCCGAUGCUUGUAACAAUCAUAUGAAUGCAUUGCAGAGCCAGUACCCAAGAUUACAAGAUUUUGAUUCAACUCAUGGCAACUUUCAGUUACUUCACCCUUCAGAUGUUCUGCUUCAUAAUUUGCCUUGUGACAUGGGACAAGAUUCAGGAAAUGGUGGCAUGGAAGAAAAGAUUGUUUAUCUCUAAUUCCUCAUUUGUAAUAUUAAUACAGUAGCACUUUGAGGUAGCUUUUCUAAUUGUAGUUAUUCUGUAUUCAAAUUGCUUUGCCAGUAUAUUAUUUAUUUCAAAAUACAAAUUUUCCCUAUCCAUAGGAUACAAAUUAAGUUAUUUUUUAAAAUGUACCUGUAAUAUUUAAAUUGUGACAUUUGAAACAUUGAUGAGAUCUAAAACUACUCCUGGUGUAUAUAUGUAUAUAUACAUAUGUAUUUGUAUGUCUGAAGUAAGAUUAUCAACAUUGGUCUAGGUUAAGUGGAAAGAUUUGUUUGCUUUAGAUUAUGUACACUAUAAUUUGAGCAGCUAAAAUUUAAGAAUGCAACUUCAAUUACAAAAAAAAAAGCACCAAGUGAUAACAAAUGAUGUAAUGGAAAAACAGAAAUCAGAACCUUGGUCUGUUGCUGUUGUACUUUCUGAAUGUACCAUGAUGGAUUUACUACCGACUUUUAUGAGCAUCAGUCCAAUCAUUACCUCAGGUUGCUUCCCUUCAGAUUCAUUGAACUUCAGUUCAUGUAAUCAACAAGCAUCAGAUUGAAGAAGGCAUUGUUCUCAGUUACUUUCCAAGUUAUAUGAUCAUAGCAUGUGUUUCAUAUUAGUUUCAUAACAUGUACAUAGACAUGAUUGUUUCCUGAAAGCCUAGAAAACUUUGUGCUGAUAACCUAGUUUAAUUCAGGUCACAUGCCAUAGGUGGGGAAUCCCACCUAUGCUCUUGAAAUAAGACGUCUUUUGAAUCACAAUAUCUUUUCAAUUGAAUACCACAAUAGGACCUCUGCCACAUUAUAGUUAUUUUUAUCUUGUUCAGUUAUGAACCUUUUGAUCUAUAGUCUAAUGUGGUCCUAAUAUUAUAUCUUAACAGCGAAGAGUUUUAGUAAAUAAUUAAUGGCCAUGUAUUUGUCACUACAAGCUACAUUUGUUUACUGUAUCAUUCCUUAGUAGAUAUUUUUGUCAUUUUCAUCAACCAUGUACAACAUCUUUUGCUUUCCAGGGAUCAGUUUUAUAUAUUGCCUUAGAAUUUGUCCUUACCUAUUCAGAGUGGCCUUUCAUAUCAAAAGUAGCAAAAUGCAUGACAUUUCUGAUAGAAGACUAGGAAGUGGAAUAAGAGCAAAAUGCUGGAUUUUUCCUAUUUAAACAAUAAACCAGGAUCCACUGAUUAUUUUUACAUGCAUGGACUGUGAAUAAGUAUGUAUCUUUCAGAAUGUAGAGCUUUGGUGCACUAUAAUAAAUAAGGAUCUUUUCUGUA